Lates calcarifer (barramundi perch) is the source of this 4002-nucleotide messenger RNA. RefSeq names its product regulator of microtubule dynamics protein 2. The record is from RefSeq and is a predicted model, not a curated record. Gene Ontology annotation, molecular function: microtubule binding. NCBI's taxonomy places the organism in Eukaryota, Metazoa, Chordata, Actinopteri, Centropomidae. The coding region runs from base 510 to 1742 and encodes 410 amino acids. The transcript has 13 exons. Gene Ontology annotation, cellular component: mitotic spindle pole; cytoplasm; spindle microtubule.
UUUAGUUACUUCCGGUACCGAGCAGUUGACAACUUUGUGGACAAACAAGACAAACAGAGAAACCUGGGUUGAGUUUGUUAUGUUGGCGAGGUUCGGAGUUGUUUGGAGGCCGACGUGGAAGAAGAGUAGCUCAUGAUAUUUUUCAUACUGACCGUGAACUGAACACGGAACCGGGGACAGGCACGGGGAUCAUUUGCAACCGACGCACUGCGCAACGCCUCUUCUUAAACGAAACUGGACAGUGGAGCAGCAGCCGCAGGCCGGGAGCACCCAGGUCCUCAGAGGUCGUUCACUUUGACCCCCGGUGAUCCAUCUUCAGUUCGGGAUAUUCACGUUCUUCAAACCCCGAAAAGAAAAAAUGAACUUUGCAUCUGGGAGACUUCAUCGCUGGUAUCCACCCCGUCACCACCCCCUCAAGAAGAAGAAGACCCUGUGACCUGUGAUCCCUGGGAAAGCAGGGUGCAGUGACUGUCAGACAGGGGGAACAGGAUUUUAAUAAGACCUGCAGGAUGGCCCAGUCAGACAGCAAGGUGCUGGUUCUGGGAGCACUGGCUGGAGUGGCUGGGAUCAGUCUGGCUGUGGUGUGUUACCGGGAAUUCAGGUCGAGACGAAGAGCCUCAUGUCCCGGGUUCUACCUCAGCCGCACUAACGAACACAGCCCUGGCCUCAUGCUGGUGGACGGUCCGGGUCUGCCCGUGGGUCAGGCCGAGGUGCUGGAUCGCCUCGAGGCCCUGAUCCAGUGCGUGUCGGAGCUGAAGGACGAGAUGAAGGCGCUGAAGAACGCUCUGCCGACGCUGCAGGACCAGGUCAGGGAGGAGCUGAGGGGACGCGACGAAGCACGGCGAGCCAGCCCUCUGCACAGGACCACGCCGACACGGAGGAAAAGAACCGCAGGCAGCGUCACCGCCACCAGAGCUGGAGGCCGGAGCUCAGAGGAGGCAGAGAGCGAGGGGGGGUACAUGACUGCACUGACAGACUCUGAGGAAGAAGAGGAGCGAAGUGAUGCUGAACAGAGGGAUGAAGAACAACCGGUGGACAGGUUAUCCGUCCUGCUUGAGAGGAUCGACGGCCUGCAUCAGGGCACCGAAUCUGACAAAAGGGAAAGUCUCAACAUCCUGUUGGAGCAGCGAGAGGAGUUUGGACAGAACUCGCCGUUUCUUUGGCGGCUGAUCCGAGCUUACUGCGAUGUCCAUGACGUCAGCUUCACUCUGGAGGAGAAGAAGACCCACGCAGAAGCUGGGAAGAAAGUCGGCGAGGUGGCGGUGAGCCUGAACCCCACAUGUGCUGAAAGUCACCAGUGGUACGCCAUCAUGUGCGGGAUCAUGGCUGAAUAUGAUACGGUGCAGAACAAGAUAAAGAACGGAUACAUCUUUAAGGAUCACCUGGAUAAAGCCAUCGAGCUGAAGCCGCAAGACCCCAUGUCCUACUACCUGUUGGGCCGCUGGUGCUACGCUGUGGCUCAGUUAUCGUGGAUCGAGAGGAAAGUCGCAGCCACGUUAUUUGGAGAACCUCCGAGCGCCACAGUUGAAGAUGCACUGAGGAAUUUUCUCAAGGUUGAGGAGAUCCAGCCGGCGUACUCUAAACUCAACUAUGUGUUUCUAGCUAAGUGCUACAAAGACCUGGGGCAGAGGGAAAAAGCCAAGAUGAUGUGUGAAGCUGCUUGUUCCAUGAACGCCGUCUCCAAAGAGGAUGAAGAGGCACAAAAGGAGCUGGACGUGCUCUUCCCAGCGCUCGGAGUGUGACGACACAGCACGGUAGCACCGUGGUCCAGAAAUGUAUUUUUCCAUGUGCUGUGAGUGUGUGUGAGUGAGUGUGUGUGGAUAUAUAGUGUGUACUGGGAUAAUAAUUCACUCUGUGAGUGGAGGGAGGUGUGAUGUGGCAUUGUAUCACCAAUGGGAGCAACAGGCUGCCGCUGUCAGAGCCAUCCUCUGUGCUUUUAAAUCAGACUUUUAUUCUAAUUUUUAACAGUGGAAAACAGACUUCUCGUACCUGGUUGUACUAAAUCAGUGAGAUGGUUUGUCUUCCUUCUCUCAAAUGAGUAGUAAAUUAUAGUAAGUUAAGUGUGAUUGUUAGUGUAUCUAUAUCUGUUCCUGUCUGCGCAGCAGAGCGUAGCAAAUGUUCUCUCCGAAACCCGAUCGCUCCGAGUUUUCCCGACAACAAAGACCUGUCACUUUUUGGGAAAGUGACCCACACGGGACUGGCUGUUCCUUCCUCUUCCGUCCUGUUUUUUGUUGUGUCUCCCACCACACAUCCAAAACGGCAAUAACAAAAGCGUGUCAGACAAUGGCGCACACCCAAACAAAGAUCUUGGAAUGCCGUGACCACCGGACGACCUCUUGCCCUCAGACCGGAGUUAAUGCUCGCCAGCUUCGUUUACAUGCCGACUUUAAUCAGGCUGUAAACACUUUCAUCUUCUCUUUCAUGAGCUCUAAUGCACUCAGCUCCUGUGACUUUUUACCAUUUACUCUCAACUGUUAGUGCGACUUUUCGCACAUCAGUAUACAGCCUGUUCAAGGUGGGAAUUUUGCGCGAUUAUUCCGGCUCGUCAUUCUGUAAAAAAGCUACAAAGUUGGAAUUUAGAGGCGUUGUUCUUCCUGAUCACGUUUUCUCAUGUGAUUAAUUCUCACACACAACAUGAAAAAAGCGAUAGCGAGUAAAUUUUUAUUUUUUCGGAAGGAGGUUGAAGUCUUUCGUCGUCUGCAUCCUCAGAUGCAGCGUUCGCACCCCCAGCAAAACCUCAGGUCCCGUAUAUUUGCAGGCGAGUAUUUAGCACUUUCACAUUCUUUAUUCGUGUCGCACUGUACGUGAAAAGACCUCAAAGCCGGCAGUGGAAGAUAACUAAAGUCGAGUUUGGUAGAGCGUGGUAGAUUAUUGACCUACGAUGAUUGAGGCGUUGUGUUGCAUGGGAUAUGUCGCCAGUUCGUGAUUCUGCGAUGCUAUCACAUGAUCUAAAAUCGCAACACGGGGCGGGGACGUUGUUUCACAUGGUUCAGUGUAAAGAAGCAAAGGCGGCGUAAUCAAGGGUUUUAUUAAUGACAAUAUCACACAAAUCUGUUUAAGAGAAACUAAUAUAUCACAGCACGCACAGGUGUUUUUGUUUCGUUGGAAACUUUCAGGAAGGUUUUGGAUUUUCCACGUUCCUUCUCGGAGCUCUGACUCCCUUAAUAUUUUAUUUUAUCAUUUGUAAAUCUUUUAUUGAGACAUCUGUUUUAAUAUAAACUUUACCAAUGUCAAAAAAAAGAAGCUUGAACUUGAACCACUCAAACUGGAUAAAGCAAGUUAAAAAAAAGUUAAUGAGUUAAAUGUUUAUAGAAGGCUCCAGUUACACUUUAUAUAUACAGCUGCUAAUUAUCCUGGUUUAGCCUCAAUUAGGGUUUUACUCGAGUUUCAAUUAAUGUAGAAAACACCUACAUGGUGAACAAUUUCUCAUACCUGAAUCAACAAAAUAUAAUGAUCAGGCUUCAUUAUGUAAAUCAAGUCAAUGAGACGACACAAAGGGAAAGUUGUGUUUUUUUUUUUUUUGCAGUCUACUUUUAGUUCUAGUAAAAUUAAUGAAUAAAGCAGCGGAGGCCGACGUGGUCGUGCAUUUGAUUCCAUUCCAGGUCAGAUAAUGCCACUAAAACGUGAAGAAAUGGUUGAAUAUUUAAUAAUUAUUUAGGCAUUCCUUAUUGUUAUGUGAAUGUUUGUCCUCAGUCUUUUUAAGUGUGAUGUGUAUCGUGUGAAAACUUUAGUUUUGUUUACUCUGCAGAUUUUAUCAAUUUACAGUCCGGUUAACCGACCACCUGCAUUGUGAUAAUUGUUUUUAUUUGUCACUUUACAGAUUUUUCUACCAGCAUUAUGAAUGUAUUUGAUUUUUUUUUUUUUUUUCAAAUCCCAAAUCAAGAAAAAAAUAUUCAUCAAAUCUAACACACUACAUAGAGAUUAUACUGUACAGUAUCAUAGGCCGUGUGCACUGAAUGAUUAAUGGUACUGGAGACUAUAAUUAAAUCUGUGCAAUUCUGA